This is a messenger RNA of Musca domestica (house fly), 690 nucleotides long. RefSeq names its product probable salivary secreted peptide. The record is from RefSeq and is a predicted model, not a curated record. The transcript is spliced from 3 exons. The coding region runs from base 65 to 454 and encodes 129 amino acids. NCBI's taxonomy places the organism in Eukaryota, Metazoa, Arthropoda, Insecta, Diptera, Muscidae.
AAAGAAGAAAAAAAACUGAACUUAGUCAGUGUUAUUAAGCGUUAGCGAAAAAAACCUUUUUGAAAUGUCUCGCAUUAUUUUCAUAGUUUUAAGUGUAUUAGCAUAUCAUACACUUGGCGCGACAGCAGCGAAAAAUAUCGAAAACUCCGGCAGUCAUCAUGUAACAUUUGGUGCCCAGAGUCCCCGGGAGGUACAUUUGGGGCGUUACACGGCAAUGGAGAGAUUUAAGCCGGUAAAGGUUGUUGAGGGCGAUUUCGUUUAUAGGCCAAAGCCCAAUGAUUUACAAUACAGCCGCACCAUAACACGAAUUGUCAUCACCGACCAAUACGACAAUGGCAAUGGCGGCUAUGCCACCCUAAAAGAUGGUGGACCAAGCACCAACUUUGCCAUAAUUCAUUUGAAGUCACAACGCAAUCAUGGCUAUAAUUUUGUUAUUGACAUUUAUGGCAUAUAGAAAUGUGCGUUGGCCUUUGACAAAAUUUAUUUAAAUCUAAUUAACCGCAGAAAAAAAGUGUUCGACACAAAAAGCUAAAGGACAGUUAGGUGAAUGGAUUUUUAUUGGAUGCAUUUAUGCUGUUCAUGGAAUUUUAUGGAAAAACCACUAAUUGAUAUUUUUGCAGUAUGUAAAUUAUGAUUAUUUAUUGAUCAUUUGCAAUGGCAUAAAAAGCGGGAUUCAAUUUAUUAAAAUAA